AUUCCAAGCCACAUAUAUAAACUAAGAUCAUUAAUCAUUAUCAUCAACCAUCCACUUCAACUGCAAGAUACAUUUCUGAAACACACACACCAAAACAUUCCAUUCCAUUCCAGUUCACAAUGCCAGAGGUUUACACUGUGAAGGUUGAGGAGGGAAAUCCUGCAACUGAUGGAAAGCCUUCAGUAGGCCCUGUCUAUAGGAGCAUUUUUGCCAAAGAUGGUCUCUUGGAGUUGCCUUCUAAUUUUGAGUCUCCUUGGGAUUUCUUCAGGGACUCUGCUAAGAGGAACCCCAACAACCCAAUGCUGGGUAGGCGUCAAAAAACGGAUUCUAAGGUGGGUCCCUAUGCAUGGCUCACGUAUCAAGAGGUUUAUGCCGCUGCCAUGAAAACGGGUUCUGCCAUGAGGAGCCGUGGUGUCAAUCCUGGAGAUCGUUGUGGCAUAUAUGGGUCCAAUUGCCCUGAAUGGAUUAUUGCAAUGGAGGCUUGCAAUAGCUGUUCAGUAACAUAUGUUCCACUAUAUGACACUCUUGGUCCAAACGCAGUGGAGUAUAUCAUAAAUCAUGCUGAAAUUUCAAUUGCAUUUGCACAGGAGAAAAAGAUUCCAUCAAUUCUGUCAUGUCUUGAUCGGUGUUCUUCAAAUCUUAAAACUAUUGUGAGCUUUGGAAAUGUUUCAUCCACACAAAAGAAGGAAGCUGAGGAGCUUGGCACAUCUUGCUUCUCAUGGGGAGAGUUUCUCCAGUUGGGAAAUCUAGAUUGGGAUGUACCAUCAAAAAAGAAGACUGACAUUUGCACAAUAAUGUACACAAGUGGAACAACUGGGGAACCCAAAGGUGUUAUUAUUAAGAACGAGGCUUUCAUGGCUGAAGUGUUAUCUAUUGACCACAUUCUUAUGUUAACAGACAGAGUGGCAGCGGAAGACGAUGUGUACUUCUCCUUUCUUCCCCUUGCUCAUGUAUAUGACCAGAUAAUGGAAACCUAUUGCAUCUACAAGGGCUCCUCAAUAGGAUUUUGGCAAGGCGAUGUUAGGUUCUUGUUGGAAGAUGUUCAGGCAUUGAAACCAACUAUAUUUUGCGGUGUUCCUAGAGUUUUUGACCGUAUUUAUGCUGGUAUAAAAAGCAAAGUUUCUUCUGGAGGAGCAUUGAAGAAUGCAUUGUUCGAGUGUGCAUACAACUACAAGUUAAGAAAUCUGGAGAAGGGUCUUCCACAGCACAAGGCAGCACCUCUGUUUGAUAGGCUUGUGUUUGAUAAGACAAAACAAGCACUAGGUGGACGUGUUCGCAUCCUGUUAUCAGGAGCUGCUCCUUUGCCUAGGCAUGUGGAGGAGUUUAUGAGGGUCACUAGCGGAUCUACAUUAUCACAAGGAUAUGGUCUUACUGAAAGUUGUGCAGGAUGUUUCACAGCAAUAGGUGAUGUGUAUUCUAUGACUGAAACAGUUGGAGUCCCCAUGACAACCAUUGAGGCCAGGCUUGAAUCUGUGCCAGAGAUGGAAUAUGAUGCCCUUUCCAAUGUGCCGCGCGGAGAAAUUUGUCUAAGAGGAAAUACCUUGUUCUCUGGUUAUCACAAGCAUGAAGAUGUUACUAAAGAGGUUUUGGUUGAUGGUUGGUUUCAUACAGGUGAUAUUGGAGAAUGGCAACCAAAUGGAGCCAUGAAAAUUAUUGACAGGAAAAAGAAUAUCUUUAAACUGUCUCAAGGAGAAUAUAUUGCUGUGGAGAAUAUUGAAAACAAGUAUUUGCAAUGCCCUCUUAUAACAUCGAUUUGGGUGUAUGGAAACAGCUUUGAGUCAUUCUUGGUGGCUGUGGUGGUUCCUGAAAGAAAGGCACUCGAGGAUUGGGCACUAGAGCACAAUUUGACUGAUGAUUUUAAAUCUUUAUGUGAUAAUCUAAAGGCAAGAAAGUACAUUUUGGAUGAGCUCAACAGCACUGGUCAAAAACACCAACUUAGAGGGUUUGAGCUGCUAAAAGCUGUUUAUCUGGAACCUAUUCCAUUUGACAUGGAGAGAGAUCUAAUAACUCCAACAUUCAAAUUGAAGAGACCACAAUUGCUCAAGUACUACAAGGAUCAUAUUGAUCAAAUGUAUAAGGAAGCAAAGGGAACAAUGGUGUGAACCGUGUGACAAGUACCCAAGCCAUUUGCAAUAAAUACUGAUUUCUGGCAGUUGCGAGACAAAAUCCAUAUGGUUUUCUGUACAUUCUGGCUCAUUGUUGUAUUAACUAGUGUGAAAAGCUAUAAACAUAGAUAGAAUUAGUAGUAUGUUGAAACAGCUACUCCGCAUGUCAUUCUUGUCAAAAGUCAAUGCAUUCGAUAUGU
This is a messenger RNA of Abrus precatorius (Indian licorice), 2305 nucleotides long. RefSeq names its product long chain acyl-CoA synthetase 2-like. Gene Ontology annotation, molecular function: long-chain fatty acid-CoA ligase activity. Gene Ontology annotation, cellular component: endoplasmic reticulum; membrane. Gene Ontology annotation, biological process: fatty acid metabolic process; cutin biosynthetic process; wax biosynthetic process. The record is from RefSeq and is a predicted model, not a curated record. NCBI's taxonomy places the organism in Eukaryota, Viridiplantae, Streptophyta, Magnoliopsida, Fabales, Fabaceae. The transcript has 19 exons. Bases 120 to 2102 code for a protein of 660 amino acids.